GGCGGCGGCUGGGCCUCUUGCGCCCGCAGCCCACCUCUCGGGGGCGGGCUCCCGGCGCGAGCAGGGCUUUCGAGAAGAUGGAGGAGCUGGUGGUGGAAGUGCGGGGCUCCAAUGGCGCUUUCUACAAGGCUUUUGUAAAGGAUGUUCAUGAGGAUUCAAUAACAGUUGCAUUUGAAAACAACUGGCAGCCAGAGAGGCAGAUUCCAUUCCAUGAUGUGAGAUUCCCACCACCCGUAGGUUAUAAUAAAGAUAUAAAUGAAAGUGACGAAGUUGAGGUUUAUUCCAGAGCAAAUGAAAAAGAGCCUUGCUGUUGGUGGUUAGCUAAAGUGAGGAUGAUAAAGGGUGAGUUUUAUGUAAUAGAAUAUGCAGCAUGUGAUGCUACAUACAAUGAAAUUGUCACAAUCGAACGUCUACGAUCAGUUAAUCCCAACAAACCUGCCACAAAAGAUACUUUUCAUAAAAUCAAACUGGACGUGCCAGAAGACCUACGACAAAUGUGUGCCAAAGAAUCGGCACAUAAGGACUUUAAAAAGGCAGUUGGUGCCUUUUCUGUAACUUACGAUCCAGAGAAUUAUCAGCUUGUCAUUUUGUCUAUCAAUGAAGUCACCUCAAAACGAGCACACAUGCUAAUUGACAUGCACUUUCGGAGUCUGCGCACUAAGCUGUCUCUGAUACUGAGGAAUGAAGAAGCCAGUAAGCAGCUAGAGAGUUCAAGGCAACUUGCCUCGAGGUUUCAUGAGCAGUUUAUCGUACGAGAAGAUUUGAUGGGUCUGGCUAUUGGUACUCAUGGUGCUAAUAUUCAGCAAGCUAGAAAGGUACCCGGGGUCACUGCUAUCGAUUUAGAUGAAGAUACCUGCACAUUUCACAUCUAUGGAGAGGAUCAGGAUGCAGUGAAAAAGGCUAGAAGCUUUCUGGAAUUUGCUGAAGAUGUAAUACAGGUUCCAAGGAACUUAGUUGGCAAAGUAAUAGGAAAAAAUGGAAAACUGAUUCAGGAAAUUGUGGACAAGUCAGGAGUCGUGAGGGUGAGAAUUGAGGCUGAAAAUGAGAAAAGUGUUCCCCAAGAAGAGGAAAUUAUGCCACCAAAUUCCCUACCUUCCAGUAACUCAAGGGUUGGACCUACUCCCUCAGAAGAAAAAAAACAUAUAGAUAUAAAGGAAAACAGCACUCAUUUUUCUCAACCUAACAGUACAAAAGUCCAGAGGGUGUUAGUGGUUUCAUCAAUUGUAGCAGGGGAAUCCCAGAAACCUGAACUCAAGGCUUGGCAGGGUAUGGUACCAUUUGUUUUUGUGGGAACAAAGGACAGCAUUGCUAAUGCCACUGUUCUUCUGGAUUAUCACCUGAACUAUUUAAAGGAAGUAGACCAGUUGCGUUUGGAGAGAUUACAAAUUGAUGAGCAGUUGCGACAGAUUGGAGCUAGUUCUAGACCACCACCAAAUCGUACAGAUAAGGAAAAAGGCUAUGUGACUGAUGAUGGUCAAGGAAUGGGUCGAGGUAGUAGACCUUACAGAAAUAGGGGGCACGGCAGACGCGGUCCUGGAUAUACUUCAGGAACUAAUUCUGAAGCAUCAAAUGCUUCUGAAACAGAAUCUGACCACAGAGAUGAACUCAGUGAUUGGUCAUUAGCUCCAACAGAGGAAGAGAGGGAGAACUUUCUGCGCAGAGGAGACGGUCGACGGCGUGGUGGUGGAGGAAGAGGACAGGGAGGAAGAGGACGCGGAGGUGGCUUCAAAGGAAACGACGAUCACUCCCGAACCGAUAAUCGCCCGCGUAAUCCAAGAGAGGCUAAAGGAAGAACAGGAGAUGGAUCCCUCCAGGAAGGGCCACAUCCCGAGAAAAGCAAAGCAUCUGCAUGAAGUACGUCAACUGAGCCCGUGAGACAUCAGUCAAAUCCGUGAUGACCUACCAGAUCUAUGUCCAGACCCACCACAGUAACAAAACCACCAUGAAGGGCUUUCAUUUGCCUUACAAAGAAGCUACUGACACUCCCAGAGCCUGCACACCCUGGCAGCUUCGUAAGCAUUUAAUUCAGGGUGAACUCGGUCAUACUGCAGAAGACAGGACUGACUCGUGCUGGAAGAUACAUCCCAUAGGCCUCCUGCCCUUACAUCGUUUGAACGUGCUCUCUAGGUAUAAGGUUGCAUUUCACAUCCUCCAGUCAGAUAGCCCUCAUGGAUUUAAGGCCGUGACAGACUACCUUUGCCACAUGCCAGAGAAGGUCAAGAGAGACUUCAGACCAUGAUGCAGAUCUGACAUUUAAGAUAGAAGAGGAAGGAAGGAGGGUUGGGUAGGAAGGAUCUUAGACUGUAAUACAGUUCCAAACAAGCUUCAACCAGGCUGAUCGGAAGUUCUUGAGCCAGAGUCACCUGUUACCGGGAUUCUUCCACUCAUAGGAAUGGAUCUGCAUUAGUACCUCCACUGUGCUCAAUUAUUGGCUGGAAAUUGUCUACAGGAAACAUGACCUUGGCACAAACAGCAGUGGCUCCAGACGGGUAGCAACUGGGGCUGUCAGGCAAUUAAGCUCGCCACAACAGAUUGAAGUGGCAUACUUGUGGUGGCACCACACUACAUAAUAAUAACCGCCCCCUUUUUUUAGACCUGCAUUGACCGUAGUGAGUAGCUGGAAAGUUUUUACUGAAGAGAUCCUGGAAAUGUCGAUGAAUACAAAUUUGAAAUGGGAUCCGGUAUCCUCUCCCACUGGGGAGACAGCUUUGACACUGGGUUUGUCACAUACCUCUUCAAGCUCAGGACACUCCUGUGGUUCUUAUCCUCAUGCAAUAAGUCCCCUUUGCACUGUAGCCAUCUUCCUUGAUUUCAAGAGAUCGCCUUUGGUAAGGGAAUCGUUAGCCCUGGGUCUGUCUGGAGCUUUUCACUCCAGGAUGUAAAAUAAGGCCUGGUUCUUUCCUGAGGGGAGUUCAUGGACCCCAACUGGUUGGGCGUGGACAGGUCCAACCCUGGGAAGCAAGUAGAAGAUCGAGGGGCAAAGGACUUCUCUUUUCCUAGUCCAGAUAUGGACAGACUACACCUGUCUGGGGCAGUGAUCACAGCGCCAACUAUCACAACCCUAGAUAUGUCACCCCCAAUUUGAUUUGGCUAUGAGGGAUCUUACCAGCCCCCUCACUGUCAAGCAAGGCCUCUGCUAUUACUUCUACCGGGCAAGGGGACUCAGCCACUCUUUGCCUCAGCUUUCUAUACACAUGUGUCCAUGGCCUGUGACGUCCGUGCUAAAUGGGUGCAGAGAUUCACCUUGGACCCAACUCAAAGCAGCAUUUGUGUUCUUCUCACCCACUGUCGGGACUACUUUUUCUGUGUAGUAAGACAGCCUCCCUUUCUCUCCCCUGCCUCCUGUUUGGAUCCAGGGUUACCUGCUUCCUGAGAAUAGCCAUGCAACCCUUCAGUAAUCAAAGAUCCACUGGGCACAGGCUAUAUAUGCCCAGCUUCUGGUGCCAUUAGCAGGAUCUACCUGGGGGCUUUGGGGGCACAGUUUAUCACCACCUUACAUGGGUUGUCCUCCCACCAAGAGGUGUUUCUAAGGCUCACCUGAGGAGAUUACCAAUGAGUUAGCUGGGGUUUCGCUCCUAAAGAUAUUCUUGAUUCCCUACCUCUGCUUGUGUUGGAUACCUGCAUAACUUUGUGUUAUUUACUGACUAGGCAGUGUGCACUGUGGCCGCCAGCUCCUGCUGUUUCUGGCUGAAUACCUCACUGCAAGUGAAGCUGUCCAACAUUAACUAUAGGAGCUAGCCACAGGGCUCUAAACCACCGCCUCCCAUCUAAGGCCUCUAGUUCUCAUGCUGAACUUUGUAUUAUUAUUUAGGACCCUCUUCAUUUUACAACGUCUUCUUUGCCACUGUCACCAACUCCAGAAACCCCACUGACAAAUCCAAUUGGUUUCUGGGCCCAAUGGGAAGGCAGGUUUCACUGUGGGAUAAUGACAGAACAUGAGAUCGCGUGCUCAUCUUGCUAACACUUAGGCUCGUAAGUUAUCCCAAUCAAACCUAUGCUUGUGCCCGUUGUACAUGACUCGUGCUUUCUUUCACUCACCUUCCAAAGAUGGAUUAAAGGGAGCAAGACUAGGGGCAGGGAGGCCAGGCUGUUGGAAUAAUGAGCCAAUGCAGUGACAGUAAGAAUGGAGAUGGUAGGAUCCCUAGCAUAGUUGGGAGAUAGGAUCAGUGAGACUUGGUGUUUAUCAUGUGUGGGGAAAGAGGAAGGGAGGAAACUAGGGUUAUGAUUCACACAGUUUGGGCUUAAUAGUUUUCUUUUAGAGGAAUGAGGAUUUAUUCAUUCAACUAAUGUUGUUUAAACAUACGCCAUGAGUCAAGCGUGUAUUUGAUGCGGGAGAUGCAGAAGAAAAAGACACUGGGAAAAGAAAAAUUAGCGUAAAAUAAUAGAUAAUUACAGGAACAAAUGGAUAUCGUGCCUCCUCAUAUGAUGCACUGAGAAGGGCACAAUUCACUCGGUGGUGUUCCUAUUUACAAAAUUACUCAGCUUCAUCUAAUAAUGUGGAAACAUCAGACAAGCUCAAACUGAUGGACACGUUACAAAAUAAAAGGCUCGUACUUGUCACCAUUAUUGAGGUCACAAAGGACAAAGAAAUACUGAGGCACUGUUUCCAAUCAAAGCAUACUAAAAAGACAUAACAGUUAAGCGCAACAUGUGGUCCUGCACUGGAUCUUGAA
Molecule: messenger RNA, 4673 nt
Organism: Lynx canadensis (Canada lynx)
Lineage: Eukaryota; Metazoa; Chordata; Mammalia; Carnivora; Felidae
Gene: FMR1
Product: FMRP translational regulator 1
Exons: 17
Coding region: 78-1853 (591 amino acids)
Biological process (GO): regulation of translation at postsynapse, modulating synaptic transmission; regulation of filopodium assembly; DNA damage response
Cellular component (GO): growth cone; membrane; dendritic spine neck
Molecular function (GO): translation regulator activity; protein homodimerization activity; mRNA 3'-UTR binding
Source: RefSeq, a predicted model, not a curated record